AUUCCAAGACAACAACAAAAAUUGCCUCUUUGCCCUUUCUGUACUUUGUAUAAAUAAUCACAACACAUAAGUCAUAAGUCAUAAAUAAUCACAACACAAUACAUACUUAAGUCAGAUUGCAUUCUCUCACUGUACUCUGAACUCAACUGAAAAUAAAAACCGAAACUUCCCAACCAAACUUCAUCGCCGGCCACCAUAACCGAAGGUGGCAAUGGAUGUGUUUCAGGCUUAUGCAAGGCCUGAAAAUGUUGAUUUUGGUUUCGAGGUGAAAAUGACCGAAAACACCCCUGUGACUCAGUCUGUGCCUCAGGCAGAGGCAGGAACCGGAAAUGUUGAUUCUUUUAACAUGCCGAUGACCAACACUUCAGAGAAAAUCGGAGGUGAGGCAGGACCUGAAACUGUUGAUUCUGCAAAUGAGGCAAAAAUGACUUUUAACACCCCAAUGACCAACACUUUGGAGAAAAUCGGAAGCAAGGCUGGAACUGAAAUUGUUGAUUCUGGUAAUGUGCAACAAAUGACUGGAAACACCCAAAUGACCAACACUUUGGAGAAAACCGGAGGUGUUGACUCCAGACUUCGGAGAAGAAGCAAGUAUUUAUCUUACCCCUACACAGAUGGUGGACCAGGACAUAAAGAUUUGCCAGCUGAAACAGAAGAAUCGAAAACUCCACGUCCUCCUGUUAAAGCAAAGGCUUCACGCAGAACUAGGAAUGCUUCAAAUGGAUCUAUUUCAUCUGCUAAAUCGGGUGGCAAGAGGUUCCGAAGUAACUGGGACAGAAAAUUCAUCAGCUGUAGUAUUAUGUCUAGCAGUCCAGAAUUCAUCAAUGCAAGUUCCGGCGAUUUACUUUCAGGACUAUAUUCUAUGGCUGUUGAUUGUAUGUCUCCAAUCGAGAAUAAAAACUUCGAUAUGGUUGAGUGGUUCUUCUGCAAACGUAGAAUAUCAGAGUAUCGUGACGAGGCUGAACUUGCCAUUUCCCUGGUUAAUGAGAAUGGAGGGAAAACAGAGAAACCUGUGGCCAACGAUUUAGUGGAUACCAAAAGUGAAAAGAAGAGAAAGAACAGUAAAACGGAAAAUGCAGCAAGGUGUAAGAUUAAACCUCUUUCUGGCCUAUCAGAUAUGAAGGCUAGUACUUCUACAGGUAACUGCACAAGUUCUGGGAAAAAGCUUAAACAAAAGAGGAAGGUGGAAGAAAUAACUUCAAUGCAUCAGCUGCAAAAUGCCGAGACAACUAUUAAUGACAGUGGCAAUAAAUGCAGCUCAGUUCCUGAAACUCCGCAAAAUCACAAUUUCCUUGCUUCUGCGAAAAUGACUGGGCCUAAAAAGAAACAAAAGUUGGAAGCUGCACAAGUGCAUCAAGGUGUUCAAUCUGCUUCACGUGUGGAUGCAAAAAGCAUUGGCUGCAGCUCAAUAGUAAUAGAUUUGCAGCUGACCCCACCUAUACCUGUUGAUAUUCAUGGGAAAAGUAAUGGUCAAAGUAAGGGAGGACUAGUUUCUAAAGUUUCAAAUCCAGAGAUACGUGUCUACCAAAAUAAACUUGAUGGAAAUGUUACUCACAGUAACUUGUUAGUGAGUACUGCACCAGAGGCUGGUACUGCUUCUCAGGAAGGACGUGUAGGAAAUAUUACUAAUCACUUGUUGGUUAAUACUGCACCACAUGAGCAUCCCAAUGCUGAACAUGCUAGAGCGAUACCUGAUUUGAACAACAUCAGCUUUGAGUCCGGUUCAAGAAGAAAAGAAUCUGAAACUGUCAACUUCCUUUCACCUGAAUUGAAGUCAGAUCACCCAAGAAGCUUAUCUGCUUGUUCGAACCGUACCAAAACUGUCAACUUUGAUAGAGUGCAGGACAAUGGUGUAUCAUCCGGAACCUUUCUUUUCCUACAAUUUGCUCCAGGACCAGGAGUUGAUAUCCCAUCAAAAGAUGAUUUGCUGAAAACAUUUUGCCGGUUUGGUCCUUUGAAAGCAUCUGAAACUCAGUCUAUCAAAGACAAUGGUAGUGCUCAAAUUGUUUUUGUUAGAAACACAGAUGCUGCAGAAGCACUUCGUAAUUUAGAGCAGAACAACCCAUUUGGUGCAACUCUUGUGGGCUGCAGGCUCCAUCAUCCUCCUGCAGUGGCUGCACCAUCAGAGCGAUUCAGGACCCCAACUCAACCAACUAGGCCUAUGCGAAUUCCCCUUCAGCUUGUGAAGCUGAACUUGGAGAUGAUGCAAGCAGACCUGGAGAAGUCAGGGCACACUAUCUCUCCCCAGAAGAGAGCCGAAUUGGAAAGUGGAGUAAAAAAUCUUCGGCAACUGUAUGAAAAGUAUUCCGGUUUAAAUUAAGCAUCAUAGUUUUGAGAUUUAAAGUGGAUUAGAUUAGACAUUUUGGGUUUCUGUUGUAGUUCUUCUUCAGGUUUUGGUCUGUUGUACUUUAUUCCCCAUCCCCAUUUUUUGACUUUGCACAAAUGCAAAGAUGUUUAUUCAUGGCUGUCAUUUGACUCUACCAUCCCAAUCAAAUAUUGGUGUUUACCAAACCUUUAAUUCA
This is a messenger RNA of Trifolium pratense (red clover), 2522 nucleotides long. RefSeq names its product serine/threonine-protein kinase ATM. The transcript has 5 exons. Bases 212 to 2320 code for a protein of 702 amino acids. The record is from RefSeq and is a predicted model, not a curated record. Lineage: Eukaryota; Viridiplantae; Streptophyta; Magnoliopsida; Fabales; Fabaceae.